Messenger RNA from Tarenaya hassleriana, 1568 nucleotides. RefSeq names its product snurportin-1. Gene Ontology annotation, cellular component: cytoplasm; nucleus. Lineage: Eukaryota; Viridiplantae; Streptophyta; Magnoliopsida; Brassicales; Cleomaceae. The record is from RefSeq and is a predicted model, not a curated record. Gene Ontology annotation, biological process: snRNA import into nucleus. Bases 49 to 1314 code for a protein of 421 amino acids. The transcript has 7 exons.
GGCAAUUCACCCUAAUCUGAACGGGCAAAGUGGUGACUCCCUUCCGAGAUGGCGCCGCCGAAAGAUCUUCGCCGUUCGUUCAAACGACGGCCAAUCUCCGAUCAACAGCGACGCCGUGAGCUCUCUCUUCUCCGGCAAGCGCAUAAUCGGAACGAUGCCCAGCAGCGAGCCCGGAACUUGGCCUCCUCCGUCAUCUCUUUCCAACCUGCGUCGCCCGAAUCUGAACCCGAACUCGAGUUGCCAUCCGAACCCGAACCGGAACCCGGAUUCGAAUCCGUUCCCUCGAGCAGCCUUGACGUUCGCCAAGCUUCGAGGCUCAGAGGACCUGAGGUUCGCAAAUGGUUCGCGAGACAGCUGAUGCUACCUGAGUGGAUGAUCGACGUCCCUGAUGGUUUAAGCGAAGACUGGUAUGUGUUUGCUAGGCCAACUGGAAAAAGAUGUUUUGUUGUUUCAUCGAACGGAACAACGGUUAGUAGGUUACGUAAUGGCUCCAUCUUGCAUCAUUUCCCCUCCGCAUUACCAGGCGGCGCAAGGACGAAAGGUGCGUCUGGCCCUGCGCAGUCUUAUUGUAUACUAGACUGCAUUUUUCACGAGUCGGAUCAAACAUACUACGUGAUUGAUAUGAUUUGUUGGCGGGGUUACUCUCUCUAUGAUUGUACAGCAGAGUUCAGGUUCUUUUGGUUGAACUCCAAGCUUUCGGAGACAGGAGCUUGUGGCCCUCCUUCCUUUUACCAUAAGUUUAGGUUUAAUACAGUACCUGUUUAUAACUGUGACCAAAGCGGGCUUUUCUCGGCUUAUACAGGAUCAGUGCCAUAUGUCAAGGAUGGGUUGUUAUUUUAUAACAAGCAUGCACAUUAUCAUACAGGAACUACUCCUUUGGUAUUAGUGUGGAAGGAUGAGAAAUGUAGCCAGUAUGUCAUUGAUACAGACAGCAAAGGAGAAGUUCCAAACCAACAGCAUGUAGUUUUGGAGCUUCAAGAUGACGGGAAACUAGUGACAUCGGAUGAUCCACCUGUAGUAUUUGGUUGCUUGGAUGCAGAUUUCGUAAAGCAGUCGGAGCUAUCUUCGGGAAGCCUUCUUCGUUUUUCCAUUGGCAAUGGAGGGUUGAGCUGUGUGGAUGGCAGACUCGAGAAUGCGGAUUUACAGUAUCUUGGCAAGACCAAUCGAGCCCGAGCUUUCGCUGAUAGUUAUUCCAAGAUCAUGUUUCAGUAUAUUGCUCGGCAUUCUCCACUGAAGAUAGAUGAUCUUGCUGCCUCAGUCAUUUCACACGACACUGAAGAAAACAAGGCUCCUGAAGUCGAGAUGACUGGUUGAAGAUUACGGCAAACAAACAGGGGUCUCGAAGAUCAUGUUCUGUACUAGCCCAGCUGCAGAAUCUCCGUCUUCAUGGCUAAGGCUAACCCUCUGUUCCGCUCAGUGUAUCUGUUUCGAUGGAUGGAGCAUUGGUCCUGUUGGUGAUAUUUACAGUCGCUUGUUGUGUAAAAUGUUGAUAAUUUAGUAUCUUGUUGCGACUAUAUUCCCAUUAGCUAUACGGGAUUCCAUUUAUGCAAUCACGCCUCGAUUCCCUA